Molecule: messenger RNA, 1289 nt
Organism: Emys orbicularis (European pond turtle)
Lineage: Eukaryota; Metazoa; Chordata; Testudines; Emydidae
Product: antigen-presenting glycoprotein CD1d-like
Exons: 7
Coding region: 123-1289 (388 amino acids)
Source: RefSeq, a predicted model, not a curated record
GUCCCACUCCCAUCUCUCACCCCUUUUCCAGCUCACUCUCUCCCGUCCCUUCCAGUUCAACCCAUGGUGAAAGUUUCCCCCUCAGAUUGGGGUUCCAGCCCCACCUGCUGGUUUGCUCCAUAAUGAGGUUUUACCCCCGAGGGGGGGAGAUGGUGUCCACGGAGCUGCUCCAGAACGGAGACUGGACCUUCCAGAUCCUGGUGAUGCUGGAGAUGAGCCCACGGCGCGGGGACGUCUACACCUGCCAGGUGGAGCACAUCAGCCUGAGGGACCCUCUCACUGUGCACUGGGCCUCUCCUCAUCUCCCCCCAGCAUCUCUCACCCUCCGGGUGCUUAAAACCACCGUCUUCCACAACGCCAGCUCCACGGACAUGCAGGGGAUGGCCCUGCUGGGCGACCUGGAGACCCACUCCAUGGACUGCAGCACCUGCGAGAUCCACUUCCUGCAGCCCUGGGCCCAUCAGGGCCUGACCCCGAAGCAGUGGCAGGACUUGGAGCUGCUGAUCCAUCGCUACCUGUCUGACUUCUUCCGUCUGGUGAACAAAGUGGUUAAGGAUGAAGGAGAGGGCUACCCCUUUGUUACCCAGGUCUCCUUCAGCUGCAAGCUCCACCCCAACGGCACCUUGAGACGAUUCUGUGACGCUGCGGUAAACGGCGAGGACUUCAUCAGCUUCGACGUGGACACAGGCAAAUGGGUCGCUCGGCACAGGGAUGAGCUGGGAAGCUACGUCCAGGAUCUUGUCAACCGGGAUACGAGCAUUUCCACCCUGUUUCCGUUCCUCCAGAGAACAAUGUGUGUCUAUGGGAUCGAUACCUUUGCCCAGUACGGGAGAGAGUCUCUGGAGAGGCAAGAGCGGCCGGUCGCCGUGGUGUUUGCCCGAGCGCCUCCCCCAGCCGGGACCCCCGCGCCGGUACUGCUGGUUUGCCGGGUCACCGGUUUCUACCCCCGGCCCGUCCGCGUGGCCUGGCUGCAGGACGGGGAGGAGGUGGGGCCGGGCGGGCGGCUGAACUCCAGCGGGAUCCUGCCCAACGCGGACCUGACCUACCAGCUGCGCAGCUCCCUGGCCGUGGGGCCGGGCGCCGGGCACAGCUACGCCUGCCGGGUGCAGCACAGCAGCCUGGGGGGCCGGAGCCUGCUGAUCCCCUGGGAGCACAGCAGGUCCUGGGGCCCCGGCCUGGCCGUGGGCAUCACCGUGGGGGUUGUGGCCGUAGCCGCCGUGGCCGUGGUGCUGUGGCGGAGCAGACGCAGGGGCUACCAGGACAUUAGACCAGGGGAGUCCAGGCCCUGA